CGCUUAGUAAGCGCGGCCCCACAGCGCUAGCUCCGAUUCAGUAUCUGCUUGGGUCUCGUGAGGGAGGGUCGCGCGAAAAUGACUGGCGUUGAUGAAAUACUAAAUUAUCAAAGGAACCCUGACGACGAUUUCUACGGUUUGCUGGGCUGUGACGAAAACUCCAGCGCUGAGCAGAUCAUUGCUGAGUACAAGGUGCUGGCUUUGCAGUACCACCCUGACAAGAACGAUGGGGACAAGGAAGCUGAAGCCAAGUUUCAACAACUAAAGGAGGCGAAGGAGACGCUGUGUGACCCGUCGAAGCGUGCUCUGUACGACAAGUGGCGCCACAGCGGCAUCGCCAUGGGCUACAAGCAAUGGCUCGGCAUGAAGGACCAUGUGCAGCAGUCCAUGCACUGGAGCAAGCCUAACACCAAGGACCGCAUGCUCGAGGGGGAGUGUGGCCGCGCUUCGGGCCCCUCCAGCCUGGGACCCAGCAACCCGGCAGCUCGCAGGGCCUCUGAAGGCGGCGCCGCUCUCUGGGGCCGCUGGGGAACCGGCAACCAAGAACCUCCCUCUGAGGUCAUCUCCAAGUUCCGCAACUAUGAGAUCUAAACCCCAAUAGUCCCCCUCUAUCGGCUGGUCAUGUCUUAACCGACUUGACUAGACCAACUCCCGGGACUAUUUCUUAUUUAUUUAUUUUUGAAAAGAGGUUACUUGUGCCCUAAUCUCUUUAUUUUCUUAGCAUUUUUUUGUACUUAAUUAAAAAAUUGACCCAAGUCACAUUAUUUGUGAUAUUUCUGCAACCAGGCUGUUAAAUUUAUUACUUGCCAUUACAAGUUUACAAUUUUAGUCAUGUUGUAUUUGACAAUUAUUGAGUAUAUUUAAAAUUAGAGAUAAUUAUUAUAAAUAAGUUAAAUAUCUAUAUAUGUAUUAUAAAGUAACGGCACAAUAUUCAUCAAGUCAGCUCGCGGUACGUUUCUCGAAUGUGGCUCGAUAUUCUACGUUAAGUAAUAAUUACUGUUUUUGAGUGUUUGAUGUGCUAAAUGUAUUUCUGUUGUAAGUAGAGUCAGAAUUUGACGUAGGUACCCCGACCCCUAGAAUGGUGUAUUAGUGUUUGACACUCUUAGCUGUUACCCCUUUAGUCUUAAGCUGUGCACAUUCCUGAUAAACUUAUGAGUCUGAUUUAUUACAUUUCUGCUAUAUCAAUAUUAUCUACUUGAAGAAUCUCGAUAUUUUGAAGAUUUAUAUUUUUGAUCCUCUUUAUCUUACUAUAAGUAUGAUAUUAUUUUAAAGGAGAGAGUGGGUAUAUAGCGGGCGUCGUUGUGAGAUAUAUACAGGGUAAAGUUGCGAGACAGGACUGUUUAUUUGUUUUUACCUUCUGCAACCUUGUCAUUCUACUUUCUAAUAAUCAUGGUCUAAUGACGUACGUAAUCAUUAAUCGUAUUUGUUCCAAGAUAAAUGUUGUGUUACCUGAUAGUUAGUUUACGUAGAAAUAAAUGUUAUGUGUUAAAUGUUUGAUCAGUAUUUAAUUUAUGUAUUUUAAAAAUAUACUUAAAUGUUAUAAAUGGGUAGUGGAAUUUUAAAAUUUAAAUGUUUUGUCUCGAUAAGUAUUUUAAAAGCUAAAUCCAAAAUGUAUAAGAUGUUUUUAUUUUUGAUGUAAUACAUCUUUGAAAAACAAUAAAGGUCUGCUGAACAUAAUUGCGUUUUAAUUCCACAACUUAGCCUUCUCGUUAUAAUUUGUUUAAGCGCUGUAAGUUAAACAGAUCAAUAAAUAGUUAAUUGCCAAUUUUAUAAGACUUGGUAAUUAACUAUGUAUUAACCAUAUUGUUACCAAGUCUUAUAGACUUCUAAUUAAUAAUAAACAAAAAAUAAUUAAGAAGAUUUUAAAAAAUUGUCAUUUACCAUAUUAUUGCCAAGUCUAUAAAUAUUUGUUGGUACAUGACUAAUUUUUAUUUUAAUAUCCGACUUGUAGAACUUUUUUAAAUAUUAGACACGUAUUUUUUAUUUUCUUACGAAAAUAAAUGCUUUCGAAAAUAUAUCGAUUUAAAAUACAUCGUGGCGUCACUUCUAGGUACAUUUUAUACGUAUUAAUGACGUAUGUAACUCCUAAACUUUGAUCCGUUUUAUCUAAGUAUUGUUAUCUUAUAUGACAAAAAAUAAAAUACGUACUUACUUACCUACCUUAUAUGUUUUCAUUACCUAACUGACGGACUAGAUUUUUAAUUUUCAUACCUCGUCAUCAUCACUAUUAUCUGCCUUUAUAAGCUACCUAUCUAAUACUGUAGAUCUAUCUAAUAAAUAAGUUAAAUAUCUAUAUAUGUAUUAUAAAGUAACGGCACAAUAUUCAUCAAGUCAGCUCGCGGUACGUUUCUCGAAUGUGGCUCGAUAUUCUACGUUAAGUAAUAAUUACUGUAUUUGAGUGUUUGAUGUGCUAAAUGUAUUUCUGUUGUAAGUAGAGUCAGAAUUUGACGUAGGUACCCCGACCCCUAGAAUGGUGUAUUAGUGUUUGACACUCUUAGCUGUUACCCCUUUAGUCUUAAGCUGUGCACAUUCCUGAUAAACUUAUGAGUCUGAUUUAUUACAUUUCUGCUAUAUCAAUAUUAUCUACUUGAAGAAUCUCGAUAUUUUGAAGAUUUAUAUUUUUGAUCCUCUUUAUCUUACUAUAAGUAUGAUAUUAUUUUAAAGGAGAGAGUGGGUAUAUAGCGGGCGUCGUUGUGAGAUAUAUACAGGGUAAAGUUGCGAGACAGGACUGUUUAUUUGUUUUUACCUUCUGCAACCUUGUCAUUCUACUUUCUAAUAAUCAUGGUCUAAUGACGUACGUAAUCAUUAAUCGUAUUUGUUCCAAGAUAAAUGUUGUGUUACCUGAUAGUUAGUUUACGUAGAAAUAAAUGUUAUGUGUUAAAUGUUUGAUCAGUAUUUAAUUUAUGUAUUUUAAAAAUAUACUUAAAUGUUAUAAAUGGGUAGUGGAAUUUUAAAAUUUAAAUGUUUUGUCUCGAUAAGUAUUUUAAAAGCUAAAUCCAAAAUGUAUAAGAUGUUUUUAUUUUUGAUGUAAUACAUCUUUGAAAAACAAUAAAGGUCUGCUGAACAUAA
Messenger RNA from Spodoptera frugiperda (fall armyworm), 3069 nucleotides. RefSeq names its product J domain-containing protein (gene jdp). The record is from RefSeq and is a predicted model, not a curated record. NCBI's taxonomy places the organism in Eukaryota, Metazoa, Arthropoda, Insecta, Lepidoptera, Noctuidae. The coding region runs from base 79 to 591 and encodes 170 amino acids. The transcript is spliced from 3 exons. Gene Ontology annotation, cellular component: cytoplasm.